Messenger RNA from Lacerta agilis (Sand lizard), 1581 nucleotides. Its product is annotated as ubiquitin-conjugating enzyme E2 E2. NCBI's taxonomy places the organism in Eukaryota, Metazoa, Chordata, Lepidosauria, Squamata, Lacertidae. Bases 211 to 816 code for a protein of 201 amino acids. Gene Ontology annotation, cellular component: nucleus. Gene Ontology annotation, biological process: protein polyubiquitination. Gene Ontology annotation, molecular function: ubiquitin conjugating enzyme activity. The record is from RefSeq and is a predicted model, not a curated record. The transcript is spliced from 6 exons.
GGAGGAGGAGGAGGAAGAAGAAGGGUGUCGGGCGCGCAUGUCUCGCUGACCGGCGCUGAAGAGGAACUCCCCCACCCCCUUCACCUCCCGACCCCCCCCCCCCAGCCCAGCCCAACCCUGCUGGGCGCCCCCUCCUCGCGACGAGGAUUUGACACGCCGAAGCUGGAGAGCGAGAGACCCGCGCCUGCCCUUCCUCCCACAGAAUCUAAGAUGUCCACUGAGGGGCAAAGAGUUGACGAUAGUCCAAGCACUAGUGGAGGCAGCUCUGAUGGAGAUCAGCGGGAAGGUGUUCAACAAGACCAAGAAAGAGAACAGGUUCAGCCCAAGAAAAAGGAGGGCAAAAUAUCUAGCAAAACAGCUGCUAAACUUUCAACUAGUGCUAAAAGAAUUCAGAAAGAACUUGCAGAAAUUACAUUAGACCCUCCUCCAAACUGUAGUGCUGGACCUAAGGGAGACAACAUUUAUGAAUGGAGAUCAACUAUACUUGGGCCUCCAGGUUCUGUGUAUGAGGGAGGAGUUUUUUUCCUUGAUAUUACCUUCUCACCAGACUAUCCCUUUAAACCACCUAAGGUCACAUUCCGGACAAGAAUUUAUCAUUGUAAUAUUAACAGUCAAGGUGUGAUUUGCUUGGAUAUUUUAAAAGACAACUGGAGUCCAGCAUUAACCAUAUCUAAAGUCCUUCUUUCCAUCUGCUCACUUCUUACAGACUGCAACCCUGCUGACCCCCUCGUUGGAAGUAUUGCUACUCAGUAUAUGACAAACAGAGCAGAGCAUGACAGAAUGGCCAGACAGUGGACCAAGAGAUACGCUACAUAGGAAUCUGCUGUGGAACAUGCUGGACCUGUGCAAGCACAUUCACCAAGUGCAUCAAUAGCCCUCCCCUUCUUAUUUUUAUUACGUUUGGAAGCAUUUUGUGACAAAGUUGAUUGCCCUUUUCCCUCCCCCCUUUAUUUUUAUUCUUUUAUUUUAUUUUAUUUUUCUGUUCAACUUGAAAACUGUAUCUUUAAAAUAUAGAUUGGGAAUUUGGGGUUACAGUGCAAGGAAUGUUGGAGCUGUAAUAGUAUAGAGCUUUGUCACAAAGCUUUGUAUUAAUGUAUUUUUUUUUCUUUGUUGUGUCUUUGGGGAAAAAAACCAAGCAAACAAACUCAGAACUAUAUAUUGUUUCUACUUAAAUGUAGUGUUUAGGGUUAUUUUUUUGUACGGAAGUCUUUAAUGGUGGGUGCAUGUUACUGGGAACCGGUUUUGUAUUAAAAAAAAAAGCAUAAAACUUAAGAAUCACUGUGCAUUACUAAGACUGUGUUUUAACACCAGCCUGCUCUUUUCCCAAACACUAGGCUGCUGGGUUGAACCAGAUGAUACGUAUUUUGAUUUUACUUAAAAGAAAAGUGCUUGUAAAUUUCUUAGGGACCUGCCACUUUUGACUGUGGAUCAGUUGAUGUACACUUGUAUUAUUAAAGCACUCAAUAAAAAAACAAAACACUGUGGCUGAUAACAUGCACUUCUUGUAACGUUCCUUGUGCAGUGGACCCAGGUCAGCUCCGCAUGUUUCUGAACUUGCAUAAAACUAAAGAAUCUACAGUU